AUGCUGUCAUCCCCAGAGGCGCCUGGCCGGGACCGCCUAGCUCGUACACAUGGCCUCGCUCUCCGAGGUGGCGUCAGCAUCCAUUCAAUACCCCACCGGGGAUGUCUAUCCGCUAACAUCGAGUUCGGCAAGAGCAUGUCAGCCUUGGCCGGCUACUGUUUUGACAUUCGUUACCCGCUCCUGCAGACGACUUCACCACCGCGCGGUGAGCACCCAGAGAAGCUUGGGGAAUCUCUAGCUGGUGUACAAUCUGGUACACACAAGAGACAAGCCGAUAGCCUCGAUUAA
This is a messenger RNA of Pyricularia grisea, 288 nucleotides long. RefSeq lists its product as uncharacterized. The record is from RefSeq and is a predicted model, not a curated record. The coding region runs from base 1 to 288 and encodes 95 amino acids. NCBI's taxonomy places the organism in Eukaryota, Fungi, Ascomycota, Sordariomycetes, Magnaporthales, Pyriculariaceae. The transcript has 2 exons.